Messenger RNA from Beauveria bassiana ARSEF 2860, 528 nucleotides. RefSeq lists its product as uncharacterized. The record is from RefSeq and is a predicted model, not a curated record. The coding region runs from base 1 to 528 and encodes 175 amino acids. NCBI's taxonomy places the organism in Eukaryota, Fungi, Ascomycota, Sordariomycetes, Hypocreales, Cordycipitaceae. The transcript is spliced from 4 exons.
AUGCGUACAAUCACUCUUCUGCAAUUUCUACCCCUCGUCCCCGCUGUGCUGGCCGACACGGUCCAGUACCCUGAGAUUGUCCCCGGGCCCGGGCUUCCCAGCCUGGCAUCUCUGGGUCUCACCUCAGAGCAGUUGUAUAAGAUGGAGUCGGUCUCACCUAGUAAAGUCAACAAAAGAGCAUCAUUCGCCCCCAACUAUGUCCCCUUUUGCGAAUCCGAUCAACGGGCCCAUACCCACGUGGAUGGUCUCAGGAUGUGCUAUACUUAUCUGAGCUAUAUUGGUGCGCGGGACUGCACGGUCCCCAGUGGCUUCAGGAAGGCCCUAUACUGUAACGCUGGUGACGCUCACAUUAACGGGCUGUCUAUCAAUGGCAGGAGCCAGACAUCGUCUUGCGCGAGCGUUGCCGGCGCCCUUGGCUGGAUCCUUGACAACUGCAAGCUCCCCAACAACCAGAUCGCUGGCUCUCAGGCUGUUUCUGGAAAUGCUGAUAUUAUCGUUACUGGUAUGAGCUCUAGCUUUUCUUGUUAG